This is a messenger RNA of Synchytrium microbalum, 684 nucleotides long. RefSeq lists its product as uncharacterized. The record is from RefSeq and is a predicted model, not a curated record. The transcript has 7 exons. NCBI's taxonomy places the organism in Eukaryota, Fungi, Chytridiomycota, Chytridiomycetes, Synchytriales, Synchytriaceae. The coding region runs from base 1 to 684 and encodes 227 amino acids. Gene Ontology annotation, cellular component: peroxisome; mitochondrion. Gene Ontology annotation, molecular function: glutathione transferase activity; glutathione peroxidase activity. Gene Ontology annotation, biological process: glutathione metabolic process.
AUGCCGCCCAAGAUGACCUUAUUUUAUGACUGCGUGUCUCCAUGGAGCUGGAUUCAGAUGGAAGUAUUGCUUCGAUAUGAGAAAUUCUGGAAUGUCGAACUUGUCUUGGAGCCCUUCUUCCUUGGCGGUGUAAACAACAAGACUGGAAAUGUACCUCCAGGCACAAAUCCAUUCAAGGGUGCUUACAUGAACAAGAUCUUGGAUGUUGCAAGAGGAAUGUACGAGAUGAAGCUCAAGGGACCAGCUUUCUUCCCUGCUGUUACUAUGAAAGAAAUGAGAGCCCUACGAGUAAUCAAGCAUCGCUACACGCGUGAUACUUUGGUUGAAUGCUCACGAGAAUGCUGGAGAUGCUAUUGGGAGGAGGGUCGUAACCCAGAGAAGGACGAAGAUUUGAUUAUUCAUCUGGGUCGUGUUCUUGGCCAAGACACUGUGAAAAAGAUAUUGGCAGAAGAUAUCACAAAGGAAAUCAAGGAUGAGCUGAUUGCCAUCACCAACGAGGCUGUAGACACAUAUGGAGCCUUUGGUGCUCCUUGGACCGCCGCAGUGAACGAUGAAGGAAAAACAAUGUCCUUCUUUGGGUCUGACGUGAUGGAACGACUUGCAUUCCAUAUGAAGAAGGAGUACUUGGGUCCAUUCCCUGAACGAGAAGCUGCAAGACGUAAAGCAGCUUCACCUCGAUUAUAA